Punctularia strigosozonata HHB-11173 SS5 is the source of this 690-nucleotide messenger RNA. RefSeq lists its product as uncharacterized. The record is from RefSeq and is a predicted model, not a curated record. The coding region runs from base 1 to 690 and encodes 229 amino acids. The transcript has 4 exons. Lineage: Eukaryota; Fungi; Basidiomycota; Agaricomycetes; Corticiales; Punctulariaceae.
AUGACUGGUGACGCCUCGCAUAUGUACACUACGGCUACAGGAAUGGCUCAACGGCUUCGCAUUGCGAUCGGACUUGCGGCAUUGCGAUAUAAGCCCGCGGACCAGUCAUACGAUUCAUAUAUUCUUGAUCUGAGGAGAAGAUUUUUUCAUCAUUCCCCCCUUUCUCCUGGGCAAGCGAUAUGGCGCGAGAAGGCCCUAAAGCUUGAGCACCAAGUUCGCGAACUACAAUCUCGCCAUGACGCGGAUAUCGCAGAGAUAUCUACGCUGAAGGCGAAGCUUUCGUUCUCCUCGACUUCCAGUUCGACUCCAGAUUGCAGUCAGCUAUCGACGACAAACAAGAAGAAGCAAAAGAAGAGGGCGUUGGGGCCCUCUCAAGCCCCGCCGGUUGAGCAGGGUUUCGCUAUGGACAAGGCUCUUGUGGGCCUCCAGUCUUGUUUGGAAUAUAUUCGCCGUGAGUGGAAGGUUAAGCGCAGCUUUGAGGACGGUCUAACUUUGUUCAGCCGAUCACCCUUCCAGCUCAACGACCUCCGUGUCGUUGUCAUCCUCCUUCCGUUCGAUGGAAUGUCUGGUAUAUCAAGUAUCGCCAGCCGCCGACGAAUUUGCUUUGCGGUCUGGAUCUAUGCUUCUGUCAUGCGUCUCUCGCGCAACUCGUACCCUCGGAUCUCUGUUCUGCUCAUCACUCCCAUCUAG